AUGUAUAGUUCGUGCAAUCUUCUCUCAGUACCUGCUCUUUGGUCCUGCACUUCGGUUCCAAGAAGAGAUCCAUCGUCGAUUUCGAGUAGUAGGUCUGUCACAUCACAACUUUCAUGGAAAUCCAGAUUCAGAGAGAUGACAUGGGGGAAUAUUAAGCAGGGAUUUGAUGCCUAUGUGAUUGGGAAAGAAGAUGCUCCUGGGAUUGUUGUGCUUCAGGAAUGUUUGUACCAAGGAAAGCUCAGAUUGGACGUUGCUGAAGCUCAGCAUUUGAUGGAUGGUCUUGAUUGGCAAGGUUGGCGUGUAACUGGUUACUGCAUGGGGGGUGCUCUUGCUAUUGCAAGUUCUGUGUUGGUCCCAGGGGUUGAUGCUGUGGUAUCAUUCUAUGGUUUGCCUUCACCAGAACUUGCAGAUCCUCUUCAUUCUAAGGCACCAGCGCAAGCACAUUUUGGUGAGCUUGACAAUUUUGUUGGAUUUUCUAAUGUGAAGGUAUGGUCUGGAGAUUCCUGUGAUACUUGUACCCUUUUACAUAAACUCCAUUUUUCUAGUAAGGGUUGUGUGCUUGGCAGCAACCAUCUGCCACAUGGUGGACGUGGCGCUUUGCCUUCUGAAGGCAGUAAUCCGUCUGACCUCCUCUUCCUCGCAGCCGGCUGUUUCUACUAUUAG
This is a messenger RNA of Fraxinus pennsylvanica, 663 nucleotides long. The record is from the annotation of a GenBank genome assembly. Lineage: Eukaryota; Viridiplantae; Streptophyta; Magnoliopsida; Lamiales; Oleaceae.